AUGUGGGCGUUGUGUUUGGUUGUGGUUUUGGCGUUGAACUUGUGGUGCAAUAUUGGGGCUAGAGCUGCACCACAAGUGCCUUGCUACUUCAUAUUUGGAGACUCCUUGGUCGAUAAUGGCAAUAAUAACCAGCUUCAGUCCUUGGCCAGGGCUGAUUAUUUGCCUUAUGGGAUCGACUUUGGUGGACCUACUGGAAGAUUUUCCAACGGCAAAACCACUGUUGAUGUUGUUGCUGAGCUUUUGGGUUUUGAUGAUUAUAUUCCACCCUAUGCAACUGCUAGAGGCCAAGACAUACUCAAAGGAGUAAACUUUGCAUCUGCAGCUGCUGGGAUUAGAGAGGAAACUGGACGUCAAUUGGGAGGCCGGAUUACAUUUAGUGGUCAGGUAAAGAAUUACCAGAACGUAGUGUCCCAAGUUGUAAACUUACUUGGCGAUGAGGACCAAGCUGCAAAUUAUCUGGGUAAAUGCAUAUACUCAGUUGGGUUAGGCAGCAAUGAUUACCUCAACAACUAUUUCAUGCCACAAUUUUACUCCACCGGCAACCAAUUUACUCCCGAGGAAUAUGCUAAUUCUCUUAUCCAAGAUUACAGUCAACAACUAAGGAUUUUGUACAAUUAUGGAGCAAGGAAGAUUGUGUUGUUUGGAAUUGGUCAAAUAGGAUGCAGUCCAAAUGAAUUGGCCCAAAAUAGCCCAGAUGGUGCAUCAUGCGUAGAAAAAAUUAACUCCGCAAACCAAAUUUUUAAUAGCAAGCUGAAGGCACUUGCCAAUGAAUUCAACACUAACCUAUCAGAUGCAAGAGUUAUCUUCGUAGACUCUUAUGGCAUUUUCCAGGACAUAAUAACCAGCCCUGCACAAUAUGGAUUUAGAGUUACAAACGCAGGGUGCUGUGGGGUAGGGAGGAACAAUGGCCAAAUUACAUGUCUUCCUCUCCAAACUCCAUGCCAAAAUAGGAAUGAGUAUCUGUUUUGGGAUGCAUUUCAUCCAACUGAGGCCGGAAACAACGUCGUAGCAAGGAGAGCAUACAGCGCUGUUCGUGCCUCGGACGCUUACCCUGUCGAUAUUCGCCGGCUCGCUCUGCUUUAA
Molecule: messenger RNA, 1083 nt
Organism: Prunus armeniaca (apricot)
Lineage: Eukaryota; Viridiplantae; Streptophyta; Magnoliopsida; Rosales; Rosaceae
Source: the annotation of a GenBank genome assembly